Fraxinus pennsylvanica is the source of this 858-nucleotide messenger RNA. Lineage: Eukaryota; Viridiplantae; Streptophyta; Magnoliopsida; Lamiales; Oleaceae. The record is from the annotation of a GenBank genome assembly.
AUGUCAAACACAUCAAGGGUUCAAGUCACUAUUACCCUAGGACGCGAUGCGCAGGUGGUGAAACGAUCAGGCUCUACGGUGGAUAGUUCUUUUGCUGAUUCCCAGCCAGCAGUUGGAAGCAAACGAUCCGUUAGAGAUAGGCUGGGAAGUAAUGUAGAUUUAUCUCUCCAAGUCAACAAGCGAAUGAGGGGAAAUGGAAGUUUGCUAAUGGUGUGGAUGUUACUCAGGAGCACGUCUAAGCAAAAGGAUACAGGAUUGCGGUAUCCAGAACUAAGGUAUAGUAGACAGCAUUUCCAGGAACGAAAUGAUGGUAGGCAGCUAACCUCUGUAACCAUAGAUUCUAGACUGCACCGACCUGAAGCCAGGGAUCAGUACAUGCCUGACCCAAGGGAACCCCGUGCGGCUGAAACCAGGGAAUCUAAACACGGCAUCCGUGAUGCCAGAUGUCAAAUCCUUGAGCCAAGAAGUUCAAGCAUUAAUGUACAUAUGCCUACGAGGACUGCGAAUGAUGUGCCCAAAGUGGACUCAGUGAUAAAUUCUUAUUCUCCCUGGACUAUGGACCGUUUAAGGGGAAGGUCGCCGGGUGAAUUUUUGGUGAGUUCCCAAGGUCUCUCACCACCCACUAGAGAUGAAGAAUUACGGAGAAGGCUUCCAGUUAGGACAUAUGAUGAUGUUGGAAUGAGGACAUAUAAGAGCAAAGAUUUUUUUAACUUUUCAAGCUCUGAUAAUUUUUCACCUUUAAUGAUGAAAGUGGUUCCGUCUGCUGGACCUUCAAAGACCUUGACACGAUUGGUUGCCCCACAUACUCUGCCUGGCAGUGAUUUACCGAGGAGUUCAUAUGCACUACAGACUACUUAA